This is a messenger RNA of Prorocentrum cordatum, 1392 nucleotides long. The record is from the annotation of a GenBank genome assembly. NCBI's taxonomy places the organism in Eukaryota, Dinophyceae, Prorocentrales, Prorocentraceae.
AUGGUCCUGACCCUGAGCCAGUUCGACGUCAGCCCCACGGCCACUCCGAAGUGGGUCGCCGUAGCGUCGAGGGCCGAGGCCCGGGCCCGGCUGCAGCGCCCGCGGCUGAGGUUCAGCACCGUGCCGCCGGCGCUCCCGUCGUUCCCGCUGGUGCUCGGGCCGAGGUCGUCGCAGAAAGCCGCCGCCGCUGUGGACGCGGCCGCUGUGCCGCCGGGCGCGGCGCCGGCGGAGCCGGCCGACUCCCCGAGGGUGGGGAGCACGCGCGGCAGCCCCGCGCCGAGGAACGACGCGGCGCUGUCUGCCACGCUGCCCGGCCGGCUGUCGACGAAGCGAGGGGACGAUCGCUCGGCGCUGGCGGGCGGCGCGCUGCCCCGGGUGGCCUCCAUGCCGCAGCUCGCCCACGACAGGGGGCAGCAGAGGCUCCCGUCGACCAAGGGCCUGCCUCGCCUGCCCGCGCGCGCCGAGGCGGAGGCCUCGGCCCCCGGCGCCGGCGAGCCGCCCGAGGCCCGCGCCCGCGAGGUGCACGACAAGCUCCGCUCCUCGAGGGGCCUGCUUCGAGCCAGCGCGCGUUCUGAGGCGGAGGACUCUCCCCAGGCCGAGGGCCUCGGCGAGGAGCCGCCCGAGGAGCGGCUCCCCGGCGGGGUGCUGCUGCAGGCGCAGGCGCCCACGCCACGGAGCGCCCGCCCGGAUCCGCAGGCGGAGGAGGCGAUCAAAAUGAGCCGGCUUCAGCGGGAACUGCGGAUCCCGAUGGAGAACAUGGAGGCCGCGAUGAAGCUGUUCCGGCAGCACGCGACGCUGCCCGAGGGGGGCGCCGUCCUCGAAGACGGGAAGCUGUCGAAGGCGGGCCUCGCUAGCGUCAUGAGGGAGAUGGCGAAGCCCGACCAUAAUGUCGUCAUCGAGAGCACGGUGGCGGAUUUGGUGGACUUCGCAUUUAGCAGAGCGGACAAGGACGGCAGUGGUUGUAUCAGCUUUUACGAAUUCGCUAUAUGGUUCUCGACCCAUGCCUUCAAUGAGUAUUUUUUGGUAGAUGCCAAAGAGCUGGCGCUGAGAAGCUUGUCACGGCAGGUCGACAUGCCAAUCUCCGAGAUUGACACGUACAAGAGGCACUUCGACUCGUUCGACACCGAUGGGAACGGCCAGAUGGACAGGACGGAGUUCUACGAGAUGCUGCUGAAGUGCCUGAAGGUUCCGAAAAAGGUCGGGCUCCCUGCGGGUCGGGUGGACAGCUUGUGGACGUCUGCCGACUCGGACGGCAGCGGGGUGAUAGAUUUCGCUGAGUUCAUUGUGUUUUUCUCCAAAUACUUCCCGCAAUUCGGGUCCACGGGCGUACAGCAGCACUACCCCCAGAACGGCCUCCUGAACGUCCUCCGCGGGAACCACGAGGACUGGUGA